Aspergillus alliaceus is the source of this 1809-nucleotide messenger RNA. RefSeq lists its product as uncharacterized. The record is from RefSeq and is a predicted model, not a curated record. Lineage: Eukaryota; Fungi; Ascomycota; Eurotiomycetes; Eurotiales; Aspergillaceae. The transcript is spliced from 5 exons. Gene Ontology annotation, biological process: fatty acid metabolic process. The coding region runs from base 91 to 1809 and encodes 572 amino acids. Gene Ontology annotation, molecular function: medium-chain fatty acid-CoA ligase activity.
UUUUUUUUUGACACAGUUGUAUCCGAUCAUAAUUUUGUCAAAAUUAGGUUCUUCAGAAAGAGAAUCUCAAGAGGCCAGUCGAAGGCUAAAAUGGACAGCAUGCCUGACAAUGUAUCUUCUUUAUCCCUUCUCCAUGGGCCUUCCGAGCCAGCCCUUAAAACAUACUCUAUCGGCCAUCUUCUCAAACAGCAGGCAGCCCAGCUCCCAACCCAGGAAGCAGUUAUCUUUCCAACGGAAGGUGUUAGACACACCUACCAAGAGUUGAACACGAGAGUGAGAACUGUCUCCCGGGCACUGAUAGUACACGGAAUUAGAGCCGGUGAUCGUAUCGGAGUCUUCUCUGGUAAUUGUGCGGCGUAUGUAGAGAUAUUUCUAGCAGCAACAAGCAUUGGUGCGGUUACCGUAUUGCUCAAUAAUGCAUACUCAACUACAGAAUGCCUCAAUGUACUUAGGACUACCGGAUGCUCGCUGCUCUUCACCGCAACGCAUAUCGGGGAGCGCGACUUGUCAUCUUGCCUGAGAGCUCUCAAGACUUCGUUAGAUAGCAACGAGCUCCCAUGCUUAAAUCAAAUCAUUCUCAUCCAAACAAAUAAUUACUCCUCGGGGCAGUUCGCAUCUUUCGAGACCUUCCUUAAACACGCGAGUGUUGUACCAGACUCAACACUCUCUGAGAUGGAGCAAAAAGUCCAAGAUGACCAGAUCUGCACAUUCCAGUUCACAAGCGGCACAACUGGAGCGCCCAAAAUCGCCAUGCUAACCCAUAAGAACGUCAUCAGCAACGCCCACCUCAUCGGUCACCGUCUACUCCUAACAGAGAAAGACGUGAUCUGCUGUCCCUAUCCUCUCUUCCACAUUUCCGGACUUGUAAUAGGCCUUCUCUCAUGUCUGACGUACGGCGCAGCAAUCGUAUAUCCGUCGCCAACCUUCGACCCAGUAGCGGUCCUCCAUGAAGCUAUGCGAGAGAAAUGUACGGGUCUUCACGGCACGCCGACCAUUUUCAUUGCUCUACUAGAACGAUAUCGUGAGCUCAAUCUUGGUCCAUUUCGCAUUAGAACUGGCCUCAUUGGCGGUGCGCCGAUUCUCGCAGCUUUGCUAAAGGAUAUGCAUGUGGCAUUCGGGUUUGAAGAUCUAAUGGUGGCUUAUGGAAUGACUGAGACAUCUCCGAUUAGUUUCAUGUCUCGCUCGGCAGACCAGCCUUUUGACGGGGUGUUUCAUAGAAAUAUACUCCCGCACACUUCUGCCAAGAUCAUUGAUUCGUCGGGGAAGAUCGUGCCUCAAGGUGUGCGCGGUGAACUCUGUAUUGCCGGGUCUGGUGUUCAGAGGGGAUACUAUCAGAAUCCGGAGAAGACGCGUGAGGCGCUGAAGCCAGAUACUUCCGGGGUAGUGUGGAUGCAUUCGGGCGAUGAAGCGGUUAUGGAUGUACAUGGACAUUGUGUUAUCACAGGUCGGAUCAAAGAUAUCAUCAUUCGCGGAGCGGAGAAUAUCUAUCCGGCGGAAAUAGAAGAACAUCUGAACAAACACCAUUCUAUCUCUCAGUCGUGUGUCGUCGGAGUGAAGCAUGAAACAUUAGGUGAGGAAGUUGCGGCUUUUCUUCAGGGUACUCUGGGACAGCCUCGUCCCUCCAAUGUGGAAAUCCUUGAGUGGCUGCAAAUAAACCUGGGGGCGCAGAAGGCACCUGCGUGGAUAUUCUGGUUGGGUGAUGCCAAUGUGCCUGCUGUAUUUCCGAUUACUGAUAGUGGGAAGAUCAAGAGGACAGAGAUGGUGGAACUGGGAAAUCGGUUGGUGGGGGAACGUAGGACACAUCUCUAG